Messenger RNA from Anguilla anguilla (European eel), 4151 nucleotides. It is a transcript of the gene larp1, whose product is annotated as La ribonucleoprotein 1, translational regulator. Gene Ontology annotation, molecular function: RNA cap binding. The transcript has 20 exons. Gene Ontology annotation, biological process: positive regulation of translation; mRNA stabilization. Bases 283 to 3573 code for a protein of 1096 amino acids. Lineage: Eukaryota; Metazoa; Chordata; Actinopteri; Anguilliformes; Anguillidae. The record is from RefSeq and is a predicted model, not a curated record. Gene Ontology annotation, cellular component: cytosol; cytoplasmic stress granule.
UGCGUGCUCGUUCCCAGGUUGGGCGUACGUGCGCGUACCUCCCGAUCGCGUGGUGUUCUUCCAUAUUGCUGCUAGUGGUGGAGAUUAGCAAGAAAUUUUUAAAGAGGUGUUCGGUGGUGUUUUUUAUAUGUUUUAAUUUAAACGGACCACUCUGCAUCUUAGACUAAAGAGUAUUUGGUCUAGGGGUGGAGUGGAGAAAAGAUAGAGACGAGUUGAAUUGCGGAUUACAAUAUUUUUUGCUCUCGAUUUGAAGGCGAAUUUGGGGGUUGAGGAAAAGGAGAAAUGGCCACUCAGGUGGAGACUCUCCUACCGAACAAUCCUCUGUUGAAGCAAGAGGAGCACGGGCAUGCAAGCAAAAUGCAACAAGGAGAUGAAUGUCUUGAGAAGGGGGCGAAGGCGACGUCUGCUGCAGACGAGGGGAGCAAAGUCAAGGGAGGCGAGUCGGAACAGGGAGUGUUUGCCAUGAAGGAGCCGAGCAAAAAGCAGGUGAAAGAUGAGAGCAACAGCCAGGAAAAGAUCAACCUCGAUAAAGAAGCGACCCAUCUCAAAGAUUCCGAUGGGCAAAUGGAGGAAGAUCUUAAAUGCAGCAAAAAGGAGUUUGCCGAAGCCCCCCCGCCCAAGGUUAACCCGUGGACUAAGAAAAUGAACGCAGUGACCGUGGUCAGUGUGAAUGGGCAAACUCAUCAUGAACCACCAGUGCCAGCCAGGGUGGUGAGAGCGGGCAACCCACGUCCCAGGAGAGGAGGAAAGGUCGGAGAUUUCGGCGACGCCAACAACUGGCCGACGCCGGGCGAGAUCGCGACUAAGGACAUGCAGAUUCAGUCUGCGCCCCGGCCUGGGUCUGGUGGCACGUUGGUCAGGCCGGUCAGAGAAGUAGGCCCCAGACACAGAUCCCCAGUGCCCAAGAAAGUGAUCGUGAAGAAGGAGUCCAAGGAGAAGAGGGAGAGCGAGGAGAGCAAGGAGAACCAGAAGGCCAAGUCGGACGAUUCCGGAGAGGAAAAGAACGGAGAUGAGGACUCGCAGAAAAACGGGCAGAAGAAGAAAGGUAACAAGCACAGGUGGGUCCCCCUCAUGAUCGAAGUGAAGUCGGAGGGUCCCAGAGAGCGCUCGGCGUCCAGGAACAACACCCGCCAGAACGAGCCCCCCCGGAUGCCCCCUAACAACCGGAAUGAGCUGAGAGACUGGCACAGCGGGAAGUACGAGCGGGAGUGGCGGGACGACCACGACGAGGUGUCCAGCGUGAAGAGCGAGGGCGCCCCCUUCCGCGGCGGCUUCCGGGGGCGCGGGCGGGGCCGGGGGCGGGGCCGGGGGCGCGGCAGAGGAGGCAGCAGAGGGCAUUUUGACUACCACUAUGGCUACAAGGUCUACGAAGGAAAGGAUGGGGCCUUCGGCCAGAAGUUCAACAGUACUGUAACCUACUACUACGACAACAUGAGCAGCAACGACCUGUACUCGGUGGACCAGGACCUACUCAAGGACUACAUCAAGAGGCAGAUCGAGUAUUACUUCAGUAUUGACAACCUGGAGCGCGACUUCUUCCUGCGCCGGAAGAUGGACCAGGAGGGCUUCCUGCCCGUGGCGCUGAUCGCCAGCUUCCACCGCGUCCAGGCCCUCACCACCGACAUCAACCUGAUCCUGGAGGCGCUGAAGGACAGUAAGGAGGUGGAGAUCAUCGACAUGAAGAUCCGGCGGAAGGUGGAGCCGGAGAAGUGGCCGCUGCCGGGGCUGUCCGCCCCCGACCACACCCAGACCGACUUCUCCCAGCUCAUCAACUGCCCCGAGUUUGUGCCCCGGCAAGCCUACGAAAAACCCACAGGUAGCGCCCGGGCGCCCACCCCCCCGCAGGCGAAGGGCGAGGACGUGAGCAACCUGAAGAGCAUGCCCAAGGGCCUGUCCGCCAGCCUGCCCGACCUGGACUCCGAGUCCUGGAUCGAGGUGAAGAAGAGGCCCCGCCCAUCGCCUGCCCGACCCAAGACCUCCUCCUCCUCGCAGAAGGUGGAGGAGAGCCGGUCCCCCGUGCAGGCUAGCCCCGACCCCGCCCCCGGCCCCGCCCCCGCCUCAGGCUCCGCCCCCCGGGACGAGCCGGACGAGCCCGAGGAGCUGGACUUCAUGUUCGACGAGGAGAUGGAGCAGAUCGACGGGCGCAGGAACACCUUCACCGACUGGUCGGACGAGGACUCGGACUGCGAGAUCGACGACCGCGACGUCAACAAGAUCCUGAUCGUGACGCAGACGCCGCCCUACCUGCGCAAGCACCCGGGCGGGGACCGCACCGGCCAGCACACGUCCCGCUCCAAGCUGUCCAGCGAGCUGGUCAAGGUCAUCAACGACGGCCUGUACUACUACGAGCAGGACCUGUGGGACGACACGUACGAGCCAGAGUACGCCACCAUCAAGCAAGAGGUGGAGAACUUUAAGAAGGUGCACCUGAUCAGCCGAGAGCAGUUUGACUGCCUGACCCCCGAACCUCCCGUGGACCCCAAUCAGGAGGUUCCCCCCGGACCCCCCCGGCCCCAGCAGAUCCCCACAGACGCUUUGGCCAACAAGCUGUUCGGAGCGCCGGAGCCGUCGACGAUAGCCCGCUCGCUGCCCACCACCGUGCCCGAGUCGCCCAACUACCGCAGCGCCCGCACCCCCCGCACGCCCCGCACCCCCCGGCUAAAGGACCCCACGCAGACGCCUCGCUUUUACCCCGUGGUGAAGGAAGGGCGACCCGUCGAUGCCAAGACGCCGCGUAAGAGGAAGACCCGGCACAGCUCCAACCCCCCCAUGGAGUGCCACGUGGGCUGGGUCAUGGACUCCCGCGAGCACCGGUCCCGCACCGCCUCCGUCAGCUCCAACGCCAGCCCGUCGGAAGGCACCCCGGUCUUGGGGAACUACGGCUGCACACCUCAAUCGCUCCCCAAAUUCCAGCACCCCUCCCACGAGCUGCUGAAGGAGAACGGCUUCACGCAGCACGUCUACCACAAGUACCGCCGACGCUGCCUCAACGAGCGGAAGCGGCUGGGCAUCGGCCAAUCACAGGAGAUGAACACGCUCUUCCGCUUCUGGUCCUUCUUCCUGCGCGACCACUUCAACAGGAAGAUGUACGAGGAGUUCAGACAGCUGGUGGUGGAGGACGGCAAGGAGGGCUACCGGUAUGGACUCGAGUGCCUCUUCAGGUAUUACAGCUACGGCCUGGAGCGGAAGUUCAGGCCGGACAUCUUCAGAGACUUCCAGGAGGAGACCGUGAAGGACUACGAAGCUGGUCAGCUGUACGGACUUGAGAAGUUUUGGGCAUUUCUUAAAUAUUCCAAAGCUAAAAACAUGGACAUUGACCCCAAACUGCAGGAGUAUCUAAGCAAGUUCAAACGCCUUGAGGACUUCAGAGUUGAUCCGCCGAUGGAGGAGGGGGGGCGGAAGAGACACCCCUCGAGCGGAGAGGGCCGACGCCGGCACCCCUCCCUGCCCUCCAGCCGUCCCGCCAGCCAGUCGGGUCCCGCCCCUGCCCCGCUCCAGCCGGGGGCCGCCCGAGACGAUGCCAAAACAACGGGCCCGCGGGCCGCCGCGCCGGACAGCAAGGCGCCCAUGUAGCCCCGGGCCGGGGGGGCCUGGUCCUUCACGUUCACGUUUUUUGCUGCGGGGGGGGGGGGGGGGUCCAGACGGUCCCACACGCAUGAAGAGAAGGCUUCCUAAACCAAUGGCUCACGAUUGAGAAACACAACGCUCUUCCUUUUAACAUCUUUCUUUUUUUCUUUUUUUUUUGGGUGGGGGGGGGGUUAUUUUAAUCAAACAGCAACAUUUUGUCUUGAAGAGAAAAGACGGAAAGACUACUGAAAGGAUGAAGAAGUGUCAUGUGCUUGUUUCAUUGGAUUUUUAUUUUUGCGCGAACCUUGAAUUUUAAUCUCCCCCCCCCUUUUUUUUUGGUGGAUUUGCUGCUCAACGGGCCGGAGCAGAUCCUGUAACCCUUUUCAUGGUUGGACCCCCUUUCCAUCCGACACAGUUGUGUUGGCUCGAGGAUGCAAGAGUCCGUUCUCUGUGUAUGGAUUUUAUUUUAUUUUUUUGUUUUGUUUUUUGGUGAAGAGGUGAAUUGGACACUGAUGCUUUGAAAGUAAAAACGGACUUGGCUGGUUUUGGGGCUGGAUUAAGCAAGAAGAAAAUAAGAAAAAAGU